AUGGACCCGCCAGAAUACGAGCCCGGAACAUCCGAGAUCGGCUCCAUAACGGCCAACUCCAACGAGGAUAGCCAGUUCGUGGGCUCCUCCAGCGGCGUUUACUUCGUCAAUACUGUCAGACGUGCAUUUUCCACGGGACAAGAUGUCCAAGGGUCACCAGAAACGGAGUUUCCUCUAGCUGAGGAUACUCUUGUCGGUGCAGAAGACUCGCCUCAGCAGAACCGACGUGCUACCGUGUCUUCGAGCGCAGAUUCUGCCUCCCCGCAAGGGCCGAGAGAUGACCAUGCAUACUGGAGAUAUGAUCCAACAAUUGCUUCGGCUUUAGGCCAAGCCCCGCCCCUUGGGCUGUCUAAGGAACUCAUGAUGAUGUACUUCAAAGUUUGGCAUCCUCUCUUCCCAUUCCUGCACGGCCCCUCCUUUUUGCAGGCCAUGGAGGGGUUAUAUUCCCGUGAGACAUCAGAUCAGUCAGCCCAAGGCACCUUAUCAUCAGAUCAUAGGAGCUUGUGUUGGACAGUAAUCUUCCAAUGCAUCUUCAACCUUGGACAUCUACUCCGACCAGACCUGGAAGUCCCGGCUAAAUAUCGAAUCCAGUCACCAACCAACAUGAUCUCUUUGCUUGCGGUCCUGGCCACUCGGCACGAUAUCGCUUCAUUGCAAGCACUACUCUCUGUGCAAGUUUAUCUCAUUGCGACCAUGUCUCUCAGACUGGCAUCCACAUUCGGAGGAUGUGUCUUACGGUCUGUUCUUCACGCGGGUCUGCAUCGCUGCCCAUUCCGGUAUACGCAACUCUCGUCCCAUGAUAGGCAGCUGAGGAAGCGCAUAUUCUGGUGCGCUUACGCUAUCGAUCGCUACUUAAGUCAAGCUCUGGGUUUGCCCCUCGGUAUACAAGACUCAGAUAUCGAUGUUUGUCUACCUGCUGCGUCAGAGAUUCACACUCCAAGACGACGAUUCAUGGGCUCGAAUACGAACGAAGAUUUACAGAGCAUGUCACAUUCCACCGUCCAUAGUUCUGGAAAUGGACAAGGACCCAAAGACGACACUGUGCCCUCUCGCCCCGGUGAAAAUGGGUCCAGAAGUGCCUCGGAAGCAGAAAAUCGCAGGAAAGAAACAGUCUUGGCUAGCUAUGUUGACUCUGGAACCCUCACGGGACGAGCAUUGGAGAUUUUUCACAAAUCUAUCCUUGUUCGGUCCGUUCGCCGAAGCUCGAUUCUUUUCCUCGUGACCGAUGUGCACAAAUGGUGGAAUAGUCUACCACUCGAGCUUCAAGGAAAAAUACCAGGAAAUCCCAUCGACACAGAUCGCCCAUUUGACUUCGGUCCAUUCUUCACGGUGCUAUACCAACAUCUCAUUCUCAUCAUUCAUCGGCCGUCAUUAUCGUCGGACCCGACAACGGCAGAAUUCUGCUCCGGCCUGCAAACGUGCAUUGGCGCAGCCAGGGCUAUUCUAGCCGCGUUGAAAAGCCAGGUAGAUAGCAAACAGGCAUUAUUUUGGCCUGGUUUCUUGUCUGCGGCGUGGAUGUCGGGCCUAGUUUUGGCUUUCGCUUGCCAGCUUAACCAAUACGUUAUCGCAAAAGGGCUUCAGGAAAUUGAUGCCUGCUUGGGUUUCCUAAACCAGAUGUCUGUCCAAUGGGAGACAGCUCGGCACUGCCAGCUCGCCCUCUCCGUUCUAGCUGCCAAAAUUCGACAAGUGCAGAGUCACCCCGACGCAGCAGCAAAAGCUCAUUCUUAUACAUUAAGAAGGCGAGGCGAGGCGGAAGCUUUGGACCCCGCGGAGCGGCGAGAGCAGAAAAGAGCAAAGCUCAACAGGCGGUCUAGCGAGCCGCACAGCCCUCGUGGAGCAUCGUCAGAUGAUGCGUUGGGUCGAAGAAAUGCGUCGCAACCCGACGUAUCUUAUCCAGCAGUAAUGGCAGGCUUUGGAAAUAACACUUCCAUGGGUCUACAAGCUGGACAGGAUUCUGCACAAAGGCAUUCCCAACCCGUGAAUCCCAAUGGAGAACCGACUCUAGCAGACAUGCCCUCUUCCUUAGCACUCGACUUCCAACAAACGGAAGCCAGCCAGCUCCAGGGUGGUCCGAAUUUUGAUCUCAAUAUGGUUGACCUGCUUCAAGGGGCGAAUUUUGAUUCUCUUUUUGAUAUAAUUGGACAGCAGUAUCCUAGUUUCUAG
Penicillium manginii is the source of this 2163-nucleotide messenger RNA. Its product is annotated as transcription factor domain-containing protein. The transcript has a single exon. Gene Ontology annotation, biological process: DNA-templated transcription. The coding region runs from base 1 to 2163 and encodes 720 amino acids. Gene Ontology annotation, molecular function: DNA binding; zinc ion binding. The record is from RefSeq and is a predicted model, not a curated record. Lineage: Eukaryota; Fungi; Ascomycota; Eurotiomycetes; Eurotiales; Aspergillaceae.